AUGAAUCAACAAUGGGAACCACAAGCCAGACCAACUGGCGGCGGAUCGGUCAGGAGGGCGAGAGAACGGAUGGAAGCAGGUUUACCUCCAGAUAUGCCACCGCCUCCACGACCAGCUUAUUCACCCCCUCGAUCUAUGCCUAGUCAACCAGCAAAUCGCUCGCGACCACCCAUGCCACCGGCACUGGCAACUUCGCGGAAUGGGCAAAGCCCAAUUGGGGUUGCAAUAUCACGACCGACUCCAGCACCUCAAUGGCCUUUAUCGGGGACGGUCGAGGGACCAGACUCACAGAGUGGCCCACAAUACCAACCACCUCAGGGGCGUGGAGUAGCUCCUCAACGACCACCACGGCCCAGUCGGGUACCAUCGAUAUUGGACUCCUCAAAAAUACAAGAUCACACCCCUUCUUUUCAAUACAGGCCACAACAGAACGCCCCCGAUCAGAACCAAUGGAGAGGCACCGUCCCUGAAGAUGAGGAGAUGAUGUCGCCUACGAUACUGUCACCAGUUACGCCAUCAUCUAGGCCUUCUACUGUAUCAUCAGUUGGAACGAUACCAGACUUCCCAGUUCCAAUACUCGCGCCGCCACGGAGGAGUGUUCAUCUAGGUCCACCACCAAGUGCAAGAAGAGGAGCUUCUUCAUACUACUCGCAAGCAUCAUAUGUGUCACCUAUCCCCGAAGAAAGUCCCCGGAUGCAAACUUCACAUGGAUCAUAUGCCUCAAGUGCGGCUAUUCCGUCGAGUUGGGGUUCGGAUUAUGGUGAUGACGAGAACCCUGAUCGCCAUUUUGAGCACGAUGAGAUAGAGGAAGGCCGUGAAUCGAGGGAAUCAAAUGGUGAUGAUAGCGAUGAUCGAGGAUUAAUCCGGAGCGCAAGUCUUGGGAAACGGGCAAAACCAUCAAUGGUUAUAACGAGAGGGGCAGAUAAGGCAGAUUCAGCAAGGCCCUCUCCGAGGCCACAACAAACCCCGAAAACGGACCAGAUGGCUUCUGCGUCAACGGCUUCAGGAAAGGGGGGGGCUACCAAUUCGGCUCUUUCAAGCGGUACGGGUUGGAUUGACACAUCGACCUCGUCUUCGGAAAACACCAUCCCUACACUUGCGAAAGCGGCCAUCACGGAUUCGCCCAAUUCGAAAUCCUCAGACCAGUCAGACCCGAGAGCGCGUGAAAUGUUGGCCGCCUACAACGCUGCUAGCACGUUACAACCGCGAGGACCUACCCCGACAAGAACUCCCAGCCCGGGGCCCUUUACUAGGUUGUCGGCCAUUAGGAGGCCACCUCGACUUGAUAUGGAUGCCGUGCGAGAUGCCGAAGCUCGGGGCAGCUUGACCAGUUUGCCUGACUUGAUUCGGCGAGCAACUAGGUUAGCAGCAAUGAUGGAUCGCGGCAAGAGGCCAGGGAGUCGACUGAACGAUUUGAACGAUUUCCCUAUGGUCGGCAGCGACGAUAAGGGGUAUUCUCUAACACCUGACGAGAAACACCGGUCCGGACUCUCUGGCAUGCUUGCUGCGUUUCCACCACCGGGUGCCGCUACACCCCGAGAGGGUACACCCCGUCCCACAUCAACCUGGCCUUCAGGUUAUGAUGCUCGCGAUCCCGACGGGCAAAGGCCCCCCAGGAAGAGACGCUGCUGCGGACUGCCAUGUUGGGGUGCUAUCCUGGUCAUAUUAGUACUGUUAAUUAUAAUCGCCGCAGCAGUUGUAGUUCCUGUGGAACUGCUUGUCAUAAACAAACCAAAUUCGAAAGCACCAUUGUCAGCUCUGCAGCAAUGCCAAGCAGAUACAGCAACAGCAUGCCAAAACGGCGGUGCAUCAUUGAUAGUCACCGGAUCCUGCGCCUGUAUAUGUACCAACGGUUUCACCGGUUCUACUUGUACCAGCAGCGGCGCCACAGGUUGCACGACCACCUCUCUACCUGGAUCGGAAUUUACAGAUGUUACGCUUGGCGAAUCGCUUCCCCGCCUCAUUACAGCUGCCGAAUCUAAUUUCUCUAUUCCUCUAUCAUCCAACAUCCUCCUUGCCCGUCUUAGUUCUGCAAACCUUUCAUGCUCAUCAGAAAACGCCCUGGUAACGUUUGAGGGCCGAUCUCAACGGAUUGGAAAUGCGAACGAUAUCGUUACCCUCACGUUGUCUCCAUCGCCGUCUAUGCCUUCCGCAACUUCCGCAACUUCUGCAUCCUCCCAACCCCACCAUCGAAAGCAAUUCAAGUACCCCGACGCAGUAACAAGCACCAAGUCAAUUGCACCUUCAACGACAAGCGGUAUUCUCGUAGAUCCCUAUCUUCCAUCGAGCACGGCGGCGGCGCCAUCAACUGUGACCUCCGCUUCUCCUACCGCCACCUUCCGCAUCACGGAGGAAGCCCUUGAUUUCGCCCGAAUAGCCGUGCUGUUUGUGCUACAGGAAGAGCAACUCGACCAUGCUGUAAAUGCACAAUCGGCACUUCAAAAAUUCUUCGAUCUCCAAAGUUAUACCAACUUGGCUGCGAUGAAUAUCAGUCUUGGAAACGGGAACACAGUCAACCUCCUUGGUUUCACCAUAGAUCUUGGGAGCGGGCUUGUGGGCAAUCAAAGCACGUCGAAAACCAGCGGAUCUAUGAAAAGCAGGAAGCGAAAUCUAUGGGCCACGCUAUAA
Messenger RNA from Venustampulla echinocandica, 2628 nucleotides. RefSeq lists its product as uncharacterized. The transcript has 2 exons. The coding region runs from base 1 to 2628 and encodes 875 amino acids. The record is from RefSeq and is a predicted model, not a curated record. Lineage: Eukaryota; Fungi; Ascomycota; Leotiomycetes; Helotiales; Pleuroascaceae.